Molecule: messenger RNA, 2599 nt
Organism: Gadus chalcogrammus (walleye pollock)
Lineage: Eukaryota; Metazoa; Chordata; Actinopteri; Gadiformes; Gadidae
Product: calpain-2 catalytic subunit-like
Exons: 21
Coding region: 440-2599 (719 amino acids)
Biological process (GO): proteolysis
Cellular component (GO): cytoplasm
Molecular function (GO): calcium-dependent cysteine-type endopeptidase activity; calcium ion binding
Source: RefSeq, a predicted model, not a curated record
ACUCAUCCCAGAUUUCAUCCUUUCAGAUCUUCGGAUUCAUGUUUUUUUUUAUUGACAUUAAUAAAAAGUUUGAUAGUAUUUAUUGUGAAAUAAUAUACAAUCCUUACAACCACAAAACCUGUUUUUUUUUUCCAUUUAGAAUGCUCUCGUAAGCGUGUUUAUGGAAAAAGUAAAAUGGGGAUUCGCUCUUACGCUGCCGUCGCUGCUACUUGAUAUCCAACAAGCCUACAAUUGUGGUUGUGCAGCUUGUCGGACUCAACAGGUUCGUUGGGAAGAGUUUAGACGUCAACAAACAGACUAGUCAUCCAAACCAGAAGUGGAACUCUGCCACACCUUCCAUCAGUUGGAGUGAGGAGAGGUUGCUGCAAGAGAACUAAAGAGUCAGAGCAGAAGUCAAGAGACAGAACAGGUUAGGAUAUCCGGACCAAAAUAAAUCAACAUGUCGGGCAUCGCGGCGACCCUGCAGCACAAGCGCGAUCUGAAGUCCGGAAUCGGGACUUCAAGCAAGGCGGUCCGGUACCUGGGCCAGGACUAUGACACUCUGCGGGAAGAGUGGUUGGGUUACGGCAGGCUGUUCGAGGACGAGACUUUCCCUGCCACCUACUCCGCUCUGGGCUUCAAAGAUCUGGGACCAAGCUCACCCAAAGUCCGCGGUGUUACCUGGAUGAGACCAACGGAGCUGACCUCCAAUCCCCAGUUCAUUGUACAGGAAGCGACCAGGACAGACAUCUGUCAGGGAGGACUAGGUGACUGCUGGUUACUGGCCGCCAUCGCCUCGCUGACACUGAACAAGGAGGUUCUGGCGAGGGUCGUUCCUCACGGACAGAGCUUCGAGGACGGAGAAUACGCCGGAAUAUUCCACUUCCAGUUCUGGCAGUACGGCGAGUGGGUGGACGUUGUCAUUGACGACCGCCUGCCAGUCAAAGAUGGAGAGUUGCUAUUCGUCCAUUCUGCUGAGGGGCGGGAGUUCUGGAGCGCUCUGUUGGAGAAGGCCUACGCCAAGGUGAAUGGCUGCUAUGAGGCCCUCUCUGGGGGCUCCACCACUGAGGGCUUUGAGGACUUCACCGGCGGCAUCGCAGAGGUCCAUGAGCUGCUCAAGCCCAGCCCCAACCUCUUCCACAUCAUCCAGAAGGCCCUGCGCAGGGGCUCGCUCAUGGGCUGCUCCAUCGACAUUACCAGCUCAUCUGACUCUGAGGCUGUGACGUCCCAGAAGCUGGUGAAAGGCCACGCCUACUCACUGACUGGAGCGGAGCAGGUGGAGUACCGUGGUGACAUGGAGAAGCUGGUCCGGAUCAGGAACCCCUGGGGUCAAGUGGAGUGGACCGGGAACUGGAGCGACAAUUCCAUGCAGUGGCGUCAGAUCAACGAUGACGACCGCGAACGACUCAUGAGUCAUCGCGCCGAGGAUGGCGAGUUCUGGAUGUCCUUCACAGACUUUCUGCGCCACUACUCAAGGCUGGAGAUCUGUAACCUGACUCCUGAUGCGCUCUCUGAUGACUCCAUCACCAAGUGGGCUCUGUCCAUGUACAACGGCAACUGGAGGAGAGGCUCUACUGCAGGAGGCUGCCGCAACUACCCCCACACCUUCUGGACAAACCCCCAGUUUGUGAUCAAGCUGGAUGAGGAGGAUGACGACCCCGAGGACGGAGAGGAGGGCUGCAGUAUGGUGGUCGGGCUGAUCCAGAAGAACCGUAGGAAGUUGAGGAAGGUUGGAGAAGACAUGCAUACCAUGGGCUUCGCCAUCUAUGAGGUUCCUGAGGAGUUCUCCGGCCAGAGGAACAUUCAUCUGAACAAGAACUUCUUCCUGCGUCACGCGGCGGCGGCGCGCUCCGAGUCCUUUGUCAACCUGCGGGAGGUGUGCACCCGCUUCCUGAUGCCCCCCGGGGAGUACCUGAUCCUCCCCUCCACCUUCGAACCCAACCAGAACGGAGACUUCUGUGUCCGGGUGUUCUCGGAGAAGCAGGUCGAGUUCCAAGAGCUGGACGACCCGGUGGAAUGCAACGUGAAACAGGUGGACAUUGAUGAAGAUGAUGUUGGAGAACGCUUCAGAUCUCUGUUUGGACAACUAGCAGGAGAGGACAGCGAGAUCUCUGCCUUUGAGCUGAAGAAAAUCCUCAAUAGAGUGGUGACCCAACGUUCGGACAUCAAGACCAGCGGCUUCAGUUUGGAUACCUGUCGCAACAUGGUCAACCUUCUAGACAAAGACGGCAGCGGUCGCCUUGGUCUGGUGGAGUUCAAGAUUCUGUGGACCAAGAUUGAGAACCUCCUGAAUAUCUACCGGGAGAAGGACGUGGAUAAGUCUGGCUGCAUGAGCUCCACCGAGAUGAGAAUGGCGGUGGAAGAAGCAGGCUUCCGUCUGGACAACUCUCUGAACCAGAUCCUGGUGGCUCGCUACAGUGAUUCGGACCUCACCGUGGACUUUGAUAACUUUGUGUCCUGCCUGGUUCGCCUGGAGAGCAUGUUCAAAACAUUCAACGCCAUUGAAAAUGACGGCUCGGGAAAUGUGGAACUGAAUCUUAUAGAGGUACAUCAGAUUAUAUCAAUACUAGAUAAAUUGAUCACGAUCAAUCCGUCAAUAGAAUGCUCACUCCGGAGGUGA